AUGGCCACUUCUACAGUUUAUUUGGCAAAUCUCUCCAAGAAUAUCAAUAAUGAAGCCUUGAAUAUUCCAGCUGAUGCUUCUUUGGUCAACUACUUUGUUGAGCCGUUACCAGAGCUGGUACUAUCACAAAAUCAAGCCUCUUCAGGAACACCAGAACCACAGGCUGGUGCUCAAAUUUUUGGUCCAACGAAAUAUUUAGUUCAAAAAGAUGUAUUUAAUACCCCAGAAACCUUUAAUUCCUUUAACCAAGAUCAAUAUCUGAUUUCUUCAACCUUUACGUUUUUUGCUACUUCUUUGGACUAUCAUGAUUUUGGCACUAUUCCAGAAGCUACUACUCCACCUCACGUUGCACAACAUUUAAAAUUCGGCAAGCCUAUUAUCAACUCUUCAACUAUUGGAUCCAAAAAUUUCAAUUUUUCUACUCUUACUGCUGAGCUAGAUGUAAAAAGUUCUAACUUGCCAAGUUCUGUUUACAGCUUUCAUUUCUCUAGGUUUAUUACUGCAUCCAAGUUUGAAAGAGAACUAAAAAAGAGUCUACGUUUGGCAGAUGAAUCCGCUAUUAGUUUCAAUAAGAAACUUAAAAAUUUUGUAACUCAAACCGAUGAGCUUUUUAGCUAUCAUCCCUACUACCUUGAUUCUAACAGCUCUAAUUAUCUUCAACUUGCUAAAGAAAUAGAAGCGCUUAAGGUCAAAUCGCAAUUUAGUGACAUGGGGGUUGAAAUGGAUGUUUUACUUGGAGUGUCUUAA
This is a messenger RNA of Magnusiomyces paraingens, 747 nucleotides long. RefSeq lists its product as uncharacterized. The coding region runs from base 1 to 747 and encodes 248 amino acids. Lineage: Eukaryota; Fungi; Ascomycota; Dipodascomycetes; Dipodascales; Dipodascaceae. The transcript is spliced from 2 exons. The record is from RefSeq and is a predicted model, not a curated record.